Messenger RNA from Sphenostylis stenocarpa, 1050 nucleotides. The record is from the annotation of a GenBank genome assembly. Lineage: Eukaryota; Viridiplantae; Streptophyta; Magnoliopsida; Fabales; Fabaceae.
AUGCAGCUUGAUCUUGAGAAGUUAAUGCUAGAUCCACACUGUUUGAGGUUUGAUAGCAGUCAAUCCUGUGCUCAAAGAAGGCAUGGACUUUGUGCUUCUAUUAUUUUAUUUGAAGAAAAUCUCAAGAUCAAAAUCAAAGUCGUUGGGGAAAAAGCUUCUAUUCUUGUGGUCUUACCCUCACUCCUCACACUGUUUAUGGCUUCGCUUUCGCUCACUCUUCUCAACUGUACGAGUACCGUCGAACAUCCCCACACAACAUUCUCUUCUUCCUUCACCACUCCUGCUCGCAGGAGUAGAUAUAGCACAUGCUCUUUUGCCAAGAAAUCAUUGAAGAAAUUCAGCAUAGAUGGACCAGAGUCAUCUGGAGAUAUCUUGGAGGAUAAAUUUGUUAAAAAUGGCAACUUGGGCACUUCUCUUAAUGCAGCUUCCCAGAAUUCUAACCCUUUACCUUCAAGGAGUGCAGUACUUCAGGCUUGCAUAAUAACUUCUGGUCUCAUUGCUGCUUUGGGAUUAGUGAUUCGGCAGGUGUCUCAUGUCGCCUUUGUGGAAGGAUUGCCAGUCUUGGACUGCUCUACAGAAGUAUCGUUUGGUUUUGAAUUGUGGCAUCUUGAGUUGAUUACAGGACUUGUAGUGUUAAUAUCAUCAUCUCGCUAUUUGCUAUUGAAGACAUGGCCAAAUUUUGCAGAAUCUAGCGAAGCAGCCAAUCAGCUGGUCCUUAGCUCACUUCAGCCUCUGGAUUAUAUUGUCGUUGCAUUCUUGCCUGGUAUUAGUGAGGAACUCCUUUUCCGAGGAGCAAUUCUUCCACUUUUGGGAACGAACUGGAAUAGUAUUGUGAUUGCUGCCUUGAUCUUUGGUGUUUUACACCUGGGCAAUGGUCGAAAGUAUUCCUUUGCCAUCUGGGCAACUUUUGUUGGUCUUGCAUAUGGCUAUGCUACAAUUUUAUCUUCUAGCGUUGCGGUUCCUAUGGCUUCUCAUGCAGUAAACAAUCUGAUCGGAGGACUUUUAUGGCGGUACACAUCAAAUACACCAAACCAGAAAUUAAAUGAGUGA